This is a messenger RNA of Clonostachys byssicola, 2496 nucleotides long. The record is from the annotation of a GenBank genome assembly. Lineage: Eukaryota; Fungi; Ascomycota; Sordariomycetes; Hypocreales; Bionectriaceae.
AUGACUUCUACCUCGUCCAAGGUUGUCAUUAUUGGAGCUGGUAUUGUUGGAGUCAAUGUAGCCGAUGAACUGGUCUCGAGAGGAUGGAAUGACAUUACAGUCAUUGAACAAGGACCUCUGAACAUGCCUGGAGGCUCAACCUCCCAUGCCCCUGGCCUGGUUUUCCAGGUUAAUAGUUCCAAGACCCUGACCUCAUUUGCGACAUACACUGUCAGCAAGUUGCUGUCGCUUGAUUGUUUUAACCAGGUUGGUGGCCUCGAGAUUGCUACGACACUUGAGAGACUUGAAGAUUUGAAGAGAAAGCACGGAUGGGCCUCAUCGUUGGGCAUCGAAACCAGAAUUUUAGGCCCAGAGGAGUGUCGAAUAAAAUAUCCCCUUUUAAAAGAGGAUGGGAUUCUCGGUGGUCUUCAUAUCCCCUCUGAUGGCCUGGCUCUUGCUGCACAUUCGGUUCAAUUGCUCAUGGAGCGGACACGCAGGGCCGGAGUUCGCUAUUUCGGCCAAACAUUGGUCACAGGAAUCCAGCAGGCCAAUGGUCGUACCACUGGGGUUAUGACCAAGGGUGGUUUAGUAUUUCCUGCUGAUAUUGUUGUCUCUGCCGCUGGUUUCUGGGGUGCAAAAAUUGGUGCUAUGGUAGGCCUUCCCGUGCCUCUGCUGCCAAUGGCACAUCAAUACGUCAAGACUACACCCGUAGCAGCACAGGCCGGUAAGAAUUCCCUGCCCAACGGAGCUCAGCUACCAAUCCUGCGUUACCAGGAUAAAGACCUCUACUAUCGUGAGCUCGGUGACUGCUUUGGCAUCGGCUACUACGGCCAUGAUCCUAAGCCUGUUGAUGUUUCUACUCUUGGGGAAACUCCUCCGGUUGUCACGCAGCAACGUAUGCCUUCACGUCUAUCGUUUAGUGCCACAGAGUUCGAACCUGCAUGGGAACUGACCACGGAUCUCUUGCCUGCUCUGAAAAAUAGCUAUAUUGCCGAUGGCUUUGAUGGCGUUCUUUCUUUUACACCUGAUGGCAGCCCUCUUAUAGGCCAAGCCCCCCACAUAGAUGGGUUUUGGGUUGCUGAAGCCGUAUGGGUCACGCAUUCAGCUGGAGUUGCUCGCGCCUUGGCCGAGAUUCUUACAAAUGGUCGAUCAGAGCUGGAUCUUUCCUCUUGCGAUAUUGCAAGGUUCGAAGAAGCACAGCUUAGCGAAUGCUAUAUCAAAAACACAGCUUCUCAAGACUUCGUCCAAGUUUACGACAUUGUUCAUCCGUUUCGGCCGCGCGAGUCUCCACGAGGACUACGUUGUAGUCCGUUCCAUGAGAGGCAAAAGGACCUUGGCGCGGUUUUCCUAGAGACCGGUGGCUGGGAGCGUCCCGAGUGGUUCGAGGCCAACAAAGAACUCGUGGCACAAUUGCCCUCGAGUUGGGCACCUAGAGACCGCGACACCUGGUCUUCUCGGCACUAUUCCCCAGUCGUGGCCGCCGAGGCUUACAAAACGCGCACGUCCGCAGGCUUGUAUGACUUGACUUCUUCACGACGAAUUGAAGUCGCUGGCCCCGGUGCGGCCGAAUUCCUAGAACGUCUGACUACAAAUGCCGUGUCUGAUCUUGGAAAAGUUGUCCACACAUUGCUACUUGAUGCCAUGGGCGGUAUUCGAAGCGACCUUACUCUUUCAAGGUUGCACGAGGAUUAUUUUCAGGUCGGCGCUAACAGCCCUAUCGACCUCGCCUAUUUCACCAGAGAGGCACGUGAACAGAGUAAACUUUCACCUAGAAAGUUCGUUUCUAUUAAAGAUAUCACCGGAGGAACCUGUGCACUCGGCCUUUGGGGCCCGAGUGCCCUCGAUAUAAUAACUUCAGUCACUGAUGAUGACCUAUCUAAUCAGGCCUUACCCCCGAAUGGGAUUAAGAAAAUUUUCAUUGCUGGUAUCGCAGUCCUUGCCAUCAACAUCUCUUGGGUCGGUGAGCGGGGAUGGGAGCUACACACAAGUGCUGAAUUCGGUCGGCAUGUUUGGGAUUCUCUUUGGAAAGCUGGCCAGACUUAUGACUUGGUCGCUGCUGGCCGCGCUGCCUUCUACUCUCUACGUCUUGAGAAGGGCGUACGUCUCUGGGGCAUUGAUUUCACUACAGAGAAAGAUCCUUUUGAGGCUGGCCUAGAGCACCUUGUUCAGCCUGGUAAAGUUGAAUUCGUUGGUCAUUCUGCGAUUCAAGGUCGUUCUAGGACCAGUGCUUCUAGUAGAUUGCGUUCAUUGACUGUGGAUGAUGGGAAGUCUAUGAUUCUGGGCAACGAACCUGUCUAUGUCGACGGUAGGGUCGUUGGGUAUAUUACUACAGCAGCCUUUGGUUUCUCUAUAGGCAGACCUGUAGCUCUGGCCUAUCUUCCCAGCGCUAUGAAAGAGGGCGAUGCCGUGGACGUUGAAUAUUUUGGUCGGAGCGUGAAAGCGACCGUCACUUCCGAUCCUGUCUUCGAUCCAGAGAACAGCAGACUUCAAACUCUCCAGCGUCAGGCGAAGCUAUAA